AUGUCUGGGGAAGGAACCACUGGCACUGGAGGCUCUCAAGUGGCACUUGUAACGGGAGGAUAUGAUCAUACUAUCAAACUAUGGCAAGCCCACAGCGGGGUUUGCUUGCGAACUAUGCAACAUCCCGACUCGCAAGUGAAUGAUUUGGAAAUAAGUCCAAAUGGUCAAAUGGUGGCUGCAUGUGGAUAUCAACAUAUAAGAAUGUAUGAUCUUGCCAGUGCUAAUCCAGAUCCUGUUUUAAACUAUGAGGGUGUUGUUAAAAAUGUGUCAAGAGUUGGCUUUCAGGAAAAUGGUCAGUGGAUGUAUACAGGAGGUGAAGACUGCACAGCUAGAAUAUGGGAUAUUAGAAUGGGUCAUCAAUUCCAAUGUCAGCGUAUAUUUCAAGUACCAGCCCCAGUCAAUGCAGUGGUUCUUCAUCCUGAUCAGUCACAGAUCGUGGUCGGUGGGCAGAGCGGCAUCAUACACAUAUGGGAUUUGAAGACUGAUCACAAUGAACAACUGAUACCGGAAGCGGAGACGAGCAUCCAGGACAUCGCCAUCGACCCGUCCGGCAAGUUGAUGGCGGCGGUCAACAACAAGGGCAACUGCUACGUGUGGUCGCUGGGCGGAUCGCCGCCGCGCCCGGUGCCGCGCAAACAUCUGCAGGCCCACAAGAAAUACGCUUUGCGAUGUAAAUUUAGCUAUGAUUCCACCAUGCUAGUGACGACGUCGGGCGACUGCUCGGCGCGCGUGUGGCGCACCAGCGACUGGGCGCUGCUGCGCGAGCUGCGUAGCGACGCCCAGCGCUGGGUGUGGGAUGCCGCCUUCACGCUCGACUCCAGAUACCUCUUCACAGGUUCAUCCGACAGCUACGCGCGGCUGUGGGACCUGGACAGCGGCGCGCUGGAGCGCGAGUACUGCGGGCACCAGAAGCCCAUCACCGCGCUCGCCUUCAGGGACCAGGCUGUG
This is a messenger RNA of Brenthis ino (lesser marbled fritillary), 948 nucleotides long. NCBI's taxonomy places the organism in Eukaryota, Metazoa, Arthropoda, Insecta, Lepidoptera, Nymphalidae. The record is from the annotation of a GenBank genome assembly.